Messenger RNA from Loa loa (African eye worm), 189 nucleotides. RefSeq lists its product as hypothetical. The transcript has a single exon. Lineage: Eukaryota; Metazoa; Nematoda; Chromadorea; Rhabditida; Onchocercidae. The coding region runs from base 1 to 189 and encodes 62 amino acids. The record is from RefSeq and is a predicted model, not a curated record.
AUGGGUAGCCUAGCUCAGGAGCAACAAGCAGGAAGUAAAGAGCCACAGAGCAGAAGCAGAGAGCAGGCGAUAUUGCUCGAGAGGAAGGUAGGUGGCAACGGUGGCAACAUCGACAUAGCAGAAGUGAAAGCAUGCUGCUUAUAUGCACCGCACAGCAUUUGGCCGCUGCUAUGUUAUUGGCUGUCAUAA